CCGCUGGAGAUGGAGAGAAAGAUGCACUGCCCCAUUGCAACUUGCAGGUUUACACAUACACCUGUGACGUGGGCAAAAGAGAAAAUGUCUACUCGACAGCCGAGAGGGUCCGUAAGGAGGUUGGCGAGGUGUCUGUCCUGGUUAACAACGCUGGUGUGGUCUCUGGGCACCAUCUUCUGGAGUGUCCUGAUGAGCUUAUUGAGAGGACUAUGAUGGUCAACUGUCAUGCACACUUCUGGACCACUAAAGCGUUCCUUCCCAAGAUGCUGGAAAUGAACCACGGGCACAUUGUGACAGUUGCGAGUUCCUUGGGAUUAUUCAGUACUGCUGGAGUGGAGGAUUAUUGUGCCAGCAAAUUUGGAGCUGUAGGUUUCCAUGAGUCUUUGAGCCAUGAACUGAAGGCUGCUGAAAAGGAUGGAAUCAAAACUACUUUAGUCUGUCCCUAUCUUGUAGAUACAGGAAUGUUUAGAGGGUGCAGGAUCAGAAAAGAAAUUGAGCCUUUUCUUCCACCCUUGAAACCAGAAUACUGUGUGAAGCAGGCUAUGAGAGCUAUCCUUACAGACCAGCCAAUGAUCUGCACACCUCGCCUCAUGUAUAUGGUUACCUUCAUGAAAAGUAUUCUGCCAUUUGAAGCAGUUGUAUGCAUGUACAGAUUUUUGGGAGCAGACAAGUGUAUGUAUCCUUUCAUCGCUCAACGGAAACAGGCUACAAACAACAAUGAAGCAAAAAAUGGAAUUUAACAGUUUUGGAUGGACUGACAUUUAUAGGUGAAUACAAUAAUGCUACAUGACUGAAUUGCAAAGUGCACUUGCAUCUAACAGAUGCAAAUGUCAGCAUCUUACUGUGGCAUUCUAUUGGGUCCUAAACCUGUGUAUUGAACUCUAAAAAUUAAUGGGUUUUUAUAUACUGUAGAUAAAACUGGCUAGAGUACUUGGGAAAUGUGAUAGGUAAGUUGGAUGAAUUUACAAUGUGGCUGCCACCAUUGUCCUUUAGAAUAUCACUGUAUGUACAGUAACGUAGUCAUACUACUUGUUGUAGGGAUGCACUGUGUGAUAUCUCUUCCUUAGCCUGCCAAGGCUUCUAAGAGCUGUCUCCAACUAGAAGAUGCAAUGUUUCAGAAAUGAUUUGU
Messenger RNA from Acanthisitta chloris (rifleman), 1129 nucleotides. It is a transcript of the gene RDH10, whose product is annotated as retinol dehydrogenase 10 (all-trans). The record is from RefSeq and is a predicted model, not a curated record. Gene Ontology annotation, cellular component: lipid droplet. The annotation marks the transcript as partial. Gene Ontology annotation, molecular function: oxidoreductase activity, acting on the CH-OH group of donors, NAD or NADP as acceptor. Lineage: Eukaryota; Metazoa; Chordata; Aves; Passeriformes; Acanthisittidae. The transcript is spliced from 5 exons.